AUCGAGACCUCGCCCUGGUGAGCCGAGAUGGGUUAAGCUCCACGUUGACCAAGAUGAACCAGAUCCUCAUGGACAAAUACCUCAAGCUGCAAGACACCAGUCGCACCCAGCUGCUUUGGCUGCUGCGCGAGAUGGUGAGGAACGGCGUUCUAGGCAUCGAUGGGAUUUGCAUGACGUUCAUGAAACAGAUUGCAGGAGGAGAUGUCACCGCCAAGAACAUAUGGCUGGCCGAAAGCAUCCUCGACAUACUGACGGAACAGAGUUCAUGGAUUGCUUCAUGGUCGGCCGAGAUCUCGUGCGUCUCCUCCAAAGCGUCGCCCGGAUCCCGGAGUUCGAGCACCUUUGGAAGGACAUCAUCCAUAACCCCCAGGCCCUGAGUCCCCAGUUCACAGGGAUGUUGCAGCUUCUGCAGUCAAGGACGUCCCGGAAAUUUCUGGCAUGUCGCCUGACCCCCGAUAUGGAGACCAAGCUGCUUUUCAUGACCUCACGGACACCUGGCUCCUCUUUUCGAUAACCCCAAGCUGGACCGGGAACUCCGCGCUAUGCUCCGGGAGAAGUUUCCAGAAUUCUGCACGUCUCCUUCCCCUCCGGUCGAAGUCAAAGUCGAGGAACCGACGGCCGCAGAGAUGGACAAUCACAUGUCCGACCGAGACGACGGGUGCUACGACCACGCCGAAGCCGCCUUCAGCGACGAUGAGGAAGAUGUCAACAGCAAAGGGAAGAAGAGGGAAUUCCGCUUCCACCCCAUCAAAGAGGCGGUGGUGGACAUCACCCCCUUCCUGGAGCAGCUGGACGAGUCCCUCAAAGACAAAAUCCUGCUCUUGCAGAAGGGGAGAUCUCUGGAAGAAUCCGUAGGAAAGCCGCUGUACUUAAUAUUUAGGAAUCUCUGCCAGAUGCAGGAAGACAACAGCAGCUUCUCCGUCCUGCUGGACGUCCUGUCUGAGCUCUACCAGAAGCAGCCCAAGAUCGGCUACCACCUGCUCUACUACUUAAAAGCCAGGUGGUCUCCGCUCUUAUUCUCCCUUCUCUUCCCUCCUAAGUUUCCCGACGAGACCCUCCGAAGCGGGGAGCUGUUAAACAUGAUUGUCGCCGUUAUCGACUCAGCGCAGCUCCAGGAACUGGUGUGUCACGUCAUGAUGGGGAAUUUGGUCAUGUUCCGGAAAGAUUCGGUCCUUAAUAUUCUGAUUCAGAGCUUGGAGUGGGAGACCUUUGAGCAAUAUUGCACCUGGCAGCUUUUCCUGGCACACAACAUUCCCCUGGAAACCAUCAUCCCCAUCCUUCAGCACCUCAAGUACAAAGAACAUCCCGAGGCUCUUUCCUGCCUCCUUUUGCAACUGCGGAGGGAAAAGCCGACGGAAGAGAUGGUGAAAAUGGUGCUGAGCCGGCCGUGUCACCCGGACGACCAGUUCACCACCAGCAUCCUCCGGCACUGGUGCCUCAAGCACGAGAACCACCUCAUCGAGCACAUCAAGUCCCUCCUGAUCAAGAACAACAGCCUCCCCCGCAAGCGCCAGAG
Molecule: messenger RNA, 1516 nt
Organism: Thamnophis sirtalis
Lineage: Eukaryota; Metazoa; Chordata; Lepidosauria; Squamata; Natricidae
Source: RefSeq, a predicted model, not a curated record